CGGGCGCGCUGCGGGACGCAAGGGCCGAGGCGCCGAUGUGGAUGGGAGGGCCGAUGAGGAGGCUGAGGGGAAGAAGGGCGGCGGCGACAGCGGGGAGGACAUGCAGGAGGAGGAGAGGAGGGCGCGCAGGGCGGCUAGCGGCGACUGCGCGGCCACCUGA
Molecule: messenger RNA, 160 nt
Organism: Monoraphidium neglectum
Lineage: Eukaryota; Viridiplantae; Chlorophyta; Chlorophyceae; Sphaeropleales; Selenastraceae
Exons: 1
Source: RefSeq, a predicted model, not a curated record